Messenger RNA from Raphanus sativus (radish), 1276 nucleotides. Its product is annotated as E3 ubiquitin-protein ligase complex SLX5-SLX8 subunit SLX8-like. The record is from RefSeq and is a predicted model, not a curated record. Lineage: Eukaryota; Viridiplantae; Streptophyta; Magnoliopsida; Brassicales; Brassicaceae. Bases 95 to 1141 code for a protein of 348 amino acids. The transcript has a single exon.
UAGGUUGUAACUAAUUCAUUUUAACUACUUAUAUUACCGUUAUUGAUCGGCUUCCGAUGAUGGAGAAAGGUUGCGGGAGAAGGCGUGGAGUUAAAUGUCGGCGUUAAAGAAACGUAGUAACUCCUUAGCCGGCCUAACUCUAGACGCUGUUCUUGGACCACCAGCACCACCAUCAUCAUCUCCACCGUCGCCACCGCCUUUACCGCAAAAAUCUCUUGUACCGCACCAAACAGCAACAACAACAACGACCCAAACACUUUUCGACAUCAUACGCGACGAGUACAUCAAGGAAGGGCAAAAAGACCGGACCACGUGGCAGAUUUUCCGCGAGAAGCUCCGUCUCAAACGAACCGGUUCCGCUUGGACCACGUCUCUCCAUAUCCCCGCCUCGGAUAUCCUCAUCCCUGUUCCCAAACACCUCGGAGGAGCAGCGUUCCGACCAAACUCCACCACACCCAUGUCGGAUCCACCCGGACGCGGGGCGUUCACUCGCGGGCCAUCGAUGCGGGUCGGGUCGGGUAAAAACCACGACGACUUCGCCGACGCGAGCCUCCCCGGAGACGGACCGCCGGCGAGGAGCUUCAAGCCGCAGUUUUCGCGGCACGAUUCCGUCAGAGAGCACGGCGACGGAGACGACGACAGGAUACGCCGUCACCCGGUGGUCAAGUUCGUCGACGAGAGGCAGAUGUCGGCGAGGGAAGCCGUCGCGGCGCAGGAAGCGGCGGAAGCGGAAGCCGCAGCGGCGGGGAGCGACGACGACGACGGCGAGGAGGAGGAGGAGGAAGACAGCGAGGAGGAAGGAACUGAGGAGAAAGCGGACGCCCCGCAGCAGCCGAAGCAGACGAUGUCGCUGAUGGAUCUUUUGGAGGAGACGGAUAGGCAGAUGGGGUUAACCGGAGCGAGCUACGCCAUGGACGACGAAGAAGAAGACGAGUACGAAGAAGAGGAGGAAGAGGAGGAAGAAGAUGGUGGCGGAGAAGGAGAGGUGAAUUGCUGCGUUUGUCAGGUGAACAUCAGAGGCGCGACUUUCACGCCUUGUGGUCACACGUUUUGUAAGCUCUGUUCUAAAGAGCUUAUGGCUCAGAAAGGUCAUUGUCCUGUUUGCAGCAGCUUCGUCCUCGAGUUCCUUGAGAUCUUCUAAGUACUAACAACUUUUUAAAAAACUUUAUUUUCCCUCCUUUUUUUAAUAGAAAUAUAACUUUUUAUUAUUUUUUGGAGAAAUUUUAAUAUUUGUUACAUUCAAUAUUCAAUGGUACACACACAACAACAACACAAA